This is a messenger RNA of Arvicola amphibius (Eurasian water vole), 1398 nucleotides long. RefSeq names its product POTE ankyrin domain family member A-like. Bases 1 to 1398 code for a protein of 465 amino acids. The transcript is spliced from 12 exons. The record is from RefSeq and is a predicted model, not a curated record. Gene Ontology annotation, molecular function: protein binding. NCBI's taxonomy places the organism in Eukaryota, Metazoa, Chordata, Mammalia, Rodentia, Cricetidae.
AUGGCCUUUGCCAAGAAGUUCUUUAGGGUUAGGGAAAAGACACCUUUCGGUUUCUGUGAUGGUCCACAAAUGAGUGUCUCUGAGUUUCUCUUCGGUGAAUAUCCCAACUAUCCAAAAUACCAUACAACAUACAGACCCGUGGGGCAGAUCCACCGGGUUGCCGCUGAGGGAGAUGCGGGCCGGAUGGAGAUUCUCAUCAUGCUUGGACAGUGCAGCGUGUUCGACAGAGACCACAAGAACAGGACGGCUUUGCAUUUUGCCUGUGUCUAUGGCCGGCUACCAGUGGUGAACAUUCUAUUGAAAAACAACUGUGAGAUUGAUGCUUUUGACCAGAGCCAAAUCACACCUCUGAUGAAGUCUGUCCAAUGCUGGAAACAGAAGUGUGCGGCCCUUCUCCUGGAGCAUGGCGCUGAUCCGAACAUUCAGGAUAGCAGCGGCAACUGCGCGCUGCACUAUGCUGUGUACAACGGGCAUGAAGACAUGGCCGCACUACUGCUUGAAUACCACGCCAAUAUCGAACAAAAGACCAAAGAUGGCUUCACACCACUUUUGCUGGCACUCAGAGAAAAGAGGGUAGAGGUGGCAGAAUUUUUAGUCAAAAAAGGAGCAGACAUACAUGUUGUAGAUGACAUGCAAAGAAACACCUUGAUGUAUGCUAUACGAUGUGGAUCAAAAGAUAUAGCCAUGUUACUCCUUCAAAAAGGCAUUGAUUUCUUCUACAAGGAUGUCUUUGGAUGGACAGCGUUGCGCUAUGCUGUUGAAGGUCACUGUACUUUUAGACAGACGCUUCUGGAUUUUGAGGAAAACAUACAUAAUAACAAAAAAGAUAAUGAACCAGUAGAACAAAUGGAUUCUGGAAAUGACUCAUUGGCCAGGCAGCUGCAGCUGGGAUCCCAUGCCUAUGAUUUGACUCCCAUUUGGCUUGGCUCCCUCAUUCAUGCUCUUGCUUAUCCACAGCAGAAUGUCUCUGAGAAUGCUCCUCUGAGCUGUGCUGGCAGUUUAUCUUCGGCUAUAGACAAAAUAUUUGAAAAUACAGCAAGAAGAAAAGUGACAGAUAGUAUUACAUGGGACAAAAUUAAAGUUGGGAAGGAGGGCUGUGAGGGCCCAGCUACAGGAAGUUCAGCAAAGCCAUUGCCAGGCAUGUCUGCCAGUGAAGUCAGAGAAUCUGUGGCCACUGAAGUCAGAGAAUCUGUGGCCACUGAAGUCAGAGAAUCUGUUAAUAAUGAAGCAACAGAAAUAACAGAGCUGCUACCAUUCCUACCAGUGUCCCAGGCUUCCAGUGUGGGGUCUCUGCCAGAAGGAUUUGCAGAGGGAGAUUACGAUACUCGUGUGAUUUCUCCACAGUUUAAAGAUGCUGUUUGGAGAACUGGGUGCAGUGCUGCACACCUGCAAUCCUAG